This is a messenger RNA of Styela clava, 1343 nucleotides long. The record is from RefSeq and is a predicted model, not a curated record. NCBI's taxonomy places the organism in Eukaryota, Metazoa, Chordata, Ascidiacea, Stolidobranchia, Styelidae.
AAGAAAUGACCCAGGAAGAACAUAAUUAGUUUGUUUAACUAUAUCUCUCAAAGUUAGGUAAAAACUGAUGUAGGGAUUGCACAUUUACAAAAGUGAAAUAUCUUUAUUGAAUUGAAAUAUUUUUAUCUGUUAGUCUAAUAAGUGUAAAAUGUAACAUAUUUUCUUCUUUGUUUUAUUAUACAGUUAAAAAAAACAAAAAAUAAUGACCAAUGUUAAUUUGUGCACCUACCGAAUUAGAAUUGGCAUGUUCCGGGGUGGGAUGAGGUCAAAGGCAAAUGCUUCUUCCUCCUUCAUUCUCCAAUUACUUCCUCAUUCAUCACGAAUGGCGCUGGCAAUAAGAAUCGUCUUUUUUGCUCUGCUUGCUAUGCACGGGAUUGAAAAAAAUCCUGGGCCGAGAUCUCCUGAAAGAAAAGCAGAAGAUAAUAAUUUGACACCACGUGACCAAGCGGAGAUGGAUUUGUUACACCAAGAACCAAUUGAGCCAUUUAUAAGCGAGGGGAGAACAAUUGGAGUUCCUGCCGAACAGACAAGAGAAACGAUAGAUGAAGCCCUAAUUGAUUUGCAGAGUCAAAAAUCAAUAGAGUCAUCUACAAGUGAAGAGGAAGCAACGGGACCUCCUCUUAAACUACUUAAAAGGACGAAAAAAGAGGAUUUGUCUGAGAGUAUGGAUUUGCCACACCAAGAACCAACUAAGCAACUUACGAGCGGGGGGAGAACAAUUGGAGUUCCAGACCCACAGACAGGAGGAACAAUAGGUCGUUUCAGCAAUUUCUUUGCAAAUCAGAUGGAUUUGUUGGGUCAAGAACCAUAUAGAUGGAAGACGUUUGGUGAUUCAAUCCAAAUCAACAAAGAGAGAGGGGAGAUGACAGAAAGUAAUUUAACUAGUAAUGCACAGGUGACAGGCAUAACCGGGACAACCAUUAAGAGUGAGUUUUGUUUCUUGUCCAUUAUGGAAGAAACAUGGGAAUACAAAAAAACAUUAGUUACAAUUUAAGUACAGUGAUCCCUCAGUAGUCUAGCGUCUCGGCAAACACCAGAGCCAAAACGGGCAUGCGCCCAAGUGAGAUAAUGUUCCCCUAACCGCAAAUCUCCGAGUUGAAAAAAUAAUUUAUUGUGAAAUACGAGAAUGGUGUCUAGAGUGUCUGCACCCGUGGCGAAAUCUAUCAUUUCCAUUUUUGACAAAUAGGGAAAGUUUAGGCCCACUUUUGUUAAUAUUUUUUCGCAUUUUGGAAUGUGGAAAAGCAUAUACCACUGUUUCUUACAGCAAAAACAUGUCGCUACUUGAACAAAUCAAUAGCCGAACACAAAUCCCGAACAAAUUAUGUUUGACUACUGAGAUAUCA